AUGGGUGGAUGUUCAUCAUCUCAAAAGAACCCGGAUCCUGAAAACUCAAGUAAACUACCAACUUCAAAGGUAAUCAAGGUGAUCCAUUUGGGUGGUCGGGUGAAAGAGUUUGACCCGGCAAUUUGUGCGGAUCAGAUACUAUCUUGUAAUCCGGGUUGCUUCCUCUGCAGCUCCGACUCCAUGUUUAUCGGUUCAUGCCCGGAAAAUGUGGGUGGACCCGAAGAGCUUCAACCGGGUUAUUUGUAUUUCCUUUUGUCAAACUCUGUGGCAAACAAGGCCUUAUCACUUCAUGAUUUGUGUGAGCUUGCUAUUAAGGCUACUACUAAUUGUAAUGAUAAUAAUCUUUCUGUUAAUCAUGUUAAACAUGUACUUUCUUUUAGGGAUUAUGCUGUUGUUUGA
Spinacia oleracea (spinach) is the source of this 399-nucleotide messenger RNA. RefSeq lists its product as uncharacterized. The record is from RefSeq and is a predicted model, not a curated record. The transcript has a single exon. NCBI's taxonomy places the organism in Eukaryota, Viridiplantae, Streptophyta, Magnoliopsida, Caryophyllales, Amaranthaceae. Bases 1 to 399 code for a protein of 132 amino acids.